CCAGGGUGUGUUCGUUUAUUACAGAACCCGUAACACAGCCUCACUGGGACAGGGUGGUAACUGAAUCUUGAGCCGCGGUGCAAGUUAGACCUGCGGUGAGAGAUUUAUUGGAAGAAAAGUCCGCAACUGUAAGCCAACCACGACUGAUAACGAGGGAUCAGCGAACAGUGAGAGCAUCAACUGGAGAGAGACCUCUGACUCAGAGUUUCCAUUGGUUCAGUCCGGAGAAAGUUCGUUAGACCUGUGUUGAGAGAUUUAUUGGAAGGAAAACCCACGCCUGGAAGAAAUCACAACUGACGACGAGGGAACAGCAACAAGUGAACCAGUUCGAGAACUGAGGGCACCAACUGGAGAGAAACCGUCUGAAUCAGAGUUUCCAUUGACUCACUCAGGAGAAAGUUUGCUCAGAGCAUCACCAGAAGGCGGCGCUGUCCAGCACCGGGAUCAGAGUGUAAACAAGACGACGACAAUCAGCAACUGUCUGUCAGAAUCGGAAUGGCUACAGGUGGGAAAUUAAAUCGGGUACAGAAAGUACUCAAGAGGCUUUUACCAGGCAGCUCAUCGAGGGAAAAUGAUCGGGAUACAGGAAGCAAGGUUCCAAAGCAGGGUCAGAUUGAGAGCAAUGUCCCAAUGGAAUGCGGUCCGGCUGCAGAGGAGGAGAAGCAAAUUCAGCCCAGAGACAGUGACGUCAGAGACACUGAGCAGGACCCUGGAACCGGCACAAGUGAGGCGACUUCCUGUCAGCCCAGAGACAGUGACGUCAGAGACACUGAGCAGGACCCCGGAACCGGCACAAGUGAGGCGACUGCCUGUCAGCCCAGAGACAGUGACGUCAGAGACACUGAGCAGGUCCCUGGAACCGGCACAAGUGAGGCGACUGCCUGUCAGCCCAGAGAGAGUGACGUCAGAGACACUGAGCAGGUCCCUGGAACCGGCACAAGUGAGGCGACUGCCUGUCAGCCCAGAGACAGUGACGUCAGAGACACUGAGCAGGACCCUGGAACCGGCACAAGUGAGGCGACUGCCUGUCAGCCCAGAGACAGUGACGUCAUGGUCACAAAGCAGGACCCUGGAACCGGCACAAGUGAGGCGACUGCCUGUCAGCCCAGAGACAGUGACGUCAGAGACACUGAGCAGGACCCUGGAACCGGCACAAGUGAGGCGACUGCCUGUCAGCUCGGAAACUCAUUAAACACGGAAUUGUCCAGUGCCCAACAGGGAGUGGAGUUUACAAUCUCCGACCUCCUGGCAGAGGGGGGCGAGUAUCGACUGUACCAACUGACCAAGUUCUACAGGGACAGACUCAAACAUGCAAUUGAAGAAAAGGUUGAAAGACUCGGUUGGAUGUUGACAAAGGAUGGACAUUUCAGUCGAGAAGAAAAUGAGAAAGUCACUGAACUGACGGAGAAGGGAAACCGGACAGAGAGUUCCAGACUCUUCCUCAGUUUGGUGAAUGGCAAAGGCUCCCGGGCCCGGAGGGCGAUGUGGGAAUCCUUUGUGAUGUGGAGGACUGAGUUACCAAAGCUGGACAGGAUACUGAGGGAGAUACAGGAGCUCGGUCCUGACCCAGAGGAAUACAUGAACAUCGCACAAGGGUUGUCUGAGUUACCCACUGAACUGACAGAUGUUCAACAGAAACACAAGGAGACUCUGCGGGCACAAACUGAAACACUGAGAGUGAACACGAUCCUGAUGAGGGAGAAGGUGAAGGUUUUCCAGCUGAUUGAUCGAUACACAGAGCUCACGGUCAUUUCUACUCUUCGAGAUCGGAGACUGGUGGAACACGAGCUGCUGGCAAGAGGCAGAGACCACGAGGAUUAUAGAGAGAAACAUCUCCGUGGAGCGUUAGAAAAAAUAGAGACUGCUCAGUUAUUCCACAGCAGUUUUUCCCGGAGAAAAUCCAAAUCUGGCAGUUCUGCAGCAGUAGCCGGAGUGCCAGGAAUCGGGAAAACAACAAUGGUACAGAAGAUUGUUUUUGACUGGGCCGCGGGGAAAAUAUUCCAACAAUUCCAGUUUGUCUUCAGUUUCAAAUUCCGGGAUUUAAACUCUAUUAACUGCAGAAUAAACCUGAGGGAACUGAUUCUGGAUCAAUAUCCUUACUUUGGGAAUAUCCUGAGAGAGGUCUGGAAGAACCCAAAGGCAUUGCUGUUUAUAUUCGAUGGUUUGGAUGAAUUCAAGCACACAAUCGAUUUUGCGGACAGUCGGAGAGAUACAGAACCCAAGCACCAGUGCCCAGAUCCCGAGUGGUGGUGUGAAGUGUCGGACAUUGUGUACAGUUUAAUCCAGGGCAAGCUGCUCCCAGGGUGUUCAGUGCUGUUGACCACCCGUCCCACUGUGUUACAUUUAUUGGAAAAAGCGAAGAUUGGUGUCCGGGCUGAAAUCCUGGGAUUUGUUGGUGAGGAACGGAAGGAAUAUUUCAUCAAGCAUUUUGAAGAUCAGAUGGUGGCAGCAGCUCUUUUCAAACACGUGCAGGAGAAUGAGAUCCUGUACACCAUGAGCUACAACCCCUCCUACUGCUGGAUCCUCGCUCUGGCACUGGGCCCCUUCUUCACAGAAAGUGUCAGGGACCCACAGAGAGUUCCCAAGACCAUCACCCAACUGUACUCCUACUAUAUUUACAAUAUCCUAAAAAACCACGGCCGUGAGAUUGAGAGACCCCGUGAUGUGUUUCUCAGGGUGGGUCAGAUGGCCUACAGAGGAGUGUCCGAGAAGAAGAUUGUGUUUGCAGACGGAGAUUUGAUCAACUACAGUCUGCAGCCUUCCCAGUUCCUGUCCGGGUUCCUGAUGGAGCUUUUGGAGAGAGAGGAUUCUGCCCACAGCGUGGUGUACACAUUCCCACACCUCACCAUCCAAGAGUUUGUAGCUGCAGUCGCACAAUUCCUGACUGUACAUCCUGAGGAUAUCCUGAAAUUCCUCAAUGAAGCCCACAAGACACAAGAUGGGCGAUUUGAGGUAUUUCUCCGUUUUGUUGCUGGUCUCUCCAACCCAAUGACAGCUCGGGGCCUGGAGGAGUUUCUGGGUCCAUUUCCUCAUCAAACAACCUGCCGGGUGAUUGACUGGGUGAAGGAGGAGGUUAAAGGCCAGAGUGGAAACACUGGUGACAUUGGGAGAAGGAGACUCCUGAACACAUUGCACUACCUGUUUGAGUCUCAGAAUCGUGGACUGGCUCAGGCCGCACUGGGAUCUCUGAAAACACUUUCAUUCAGUGGAAUGACACUGACCCCGGUUGACUGCGCGGUUCUGUCUCAUGCAAUCGGACUCUGUGAUACUAUAAAAGAACUCGACCUGCAGCGCUGCCACAUUCAGUGUGAAGGAAUCCAGCGGCUGGGACCCGGGCUGAACAAGUGCCAGGAGUUGAGACUUGGGGUGAAUGACCUGGGAGAUUCAGGAGUGAAACUGGUGUCUGCGGCUCUGGUGAACCCGGAGUGUAAAAUACAGAAACUGUGGCUGGGGGGUGUCGGUCUCACAGAUUCUGGGGCCGAGGAUCUCGCCUCCGCUCUCAGUACAAAACCAUCACUGACGGAUCUGAACCUGAGUGGUAAUAAACUGGGAAAUUCAGGAGUGAAACUGGUGUCUGCGGCUCUGAGGAACCCGGAGUGUAAAAUACAGACACUGUGGCUGAGGGGUGUCGGUCUCACAGAUUCUGGGGCCGAGGAUCUCGUCUCUGCUCUCAGUACAAACCCAUCACUGACGGAGCUGGACCUGAGUGAUAAUAAACUGGGAGAUUCAGGAGUGAAACUGGUGUCUGCGGCUCUGAGGAACCCGGAGAGUAAAAUACAGAAACUGUGGCUGGGGUAUGUCGGUCUCACAGAUUCUGGGGCCGAGGAUCUCGUCUCCACUCUCAGUACAAAACCAUCACUGACGGAGCUGAACCUGAGUAAUAAUAAACUGGGAGAUUCAGGAGUGAAACUGGUGUCUGCGGCUCUGAGGAACCCGGAGUGUAAAAUACAGAAACUGUGGCUGAUCCGUGUCGGUCUCACAGAUUCUGGGGCCGAGGAUCUCGUCUCCGCUCUCAGUACAAAACCAUCACUGACGGAGCUGAACCUGAGUAAUAAUAAACUGGGAGAUUCAGGAGUGAAACUGGUGUCUGCGGCUCUGAGGAACCCGGAGUGUAAAAUACAGAAACUGUGGCUGAGGGAUGUCGGUCUCACAGAUUCUGGGGCCGAGGAUCUCGUCUCCGCUCUCAGUACAAAACCAUCACUGACGGAGCUGAGCCUGGGAUCAAACUCUCUGACAGACCGAUCUGUCCCCGGUCUCCGCCGCCUCAUACUGACCCUCCCGAGUCUGGAGCAGAUCUGGCUGCGGGACAAUCUGUUCAGUGAGACCGGGAGGAAUGAACUGAGAUCUCUGUGGGGAGUCAGACCCGGACUGAGAGUCGGGACCUGAAUGUGUGAACAUCCCCGCCCGCGGAAUGGAGCCGAUUCCCCCCCUCCCCUUUAACUACCCCUCCCCCUCCCCUUUAACUACCCCCCUCUCCUUUAACUACCCCUCACCCUUCCCUUUAACUACCCCUCCCCCUCCCCUUUAACUACCCCUCCCCCUCCCCUUUAACUACCCCUCACCCUUCCCUUUAACUCACCCCUCCCCCUCCCCUUUAACACUCCGCCCUCCCCUUUAACUACCCCUCCCCCUCCCCUUUAACUACCCCUCCCCCUCCCCUUUAACUUCCCCUCACCCCUUUAACUCCCCCUCUCCUUUAACUACCCCUCACCCUUCCCUUUAACUCACCCCUCCCCCUCCCCUUUAACACUCCGCCCUCCCCUUUAACUACCCCUCCCCCUCCCCUUUA
Hypanus sabinus (Atlantic stingray) is the source of this 4789-nucleotide messenger RNA. RefSeq names its product NACHT, LRR and PYD domains-containing protein 3-like. The transcript is spliced from 16 exons. The record is from RefSeq and is a predicted model, not a curated record. Lineage: Eukaryota; Metazoa; Chordata; Chondrichthyes; Myliobatiformes; Dasyatidae. Gene Ontology annotation, molecular function: protein binding. Bases 496 to 4386 code for a protein of 1296 amino acids. Gene Ontology annotation, cellular component: cytoplasm.